This is a messenger RNA of Symsagittifera roscoffensis, 2457 nucleotides long. Its product is annotated as DNA polymerase kappa-like. Bases 69 to 2399 code for a protein of 776 amino acids. The record is from RefSeq and is a predicted model, not a curated record. Gene Ontology annotation, molecular function: damaged DNA binding; DNA-directed DNA polymerase activity. NCBI's taxonomy places the organism in Eukaryota, Metazoa, Xenacoelomorpha, Acoela, Convolutidae. Gene Ontology annotation, cellular component: nucleus. Gene Ontology annotation, biological process: error-prone translesion synthesis. The transcript is spliced from 5 exons.
CUUUGAAAUGUGAUUGAAGCUGUGAUUUUUUUAUUGUGUAUUUGCGAAGGAAAAGAAGGUACUUGGCAAUGGAAUUGGAAUCAGGUGCUGCGAACGUUUCUUUGAUUGGACUCAAGCUGAAUACUAACAAGGCUGGGCUGGAAAAAGUUGACAAGGAAAAAGUCAAUCAGAUCAUUUUGGAGGCGUCGAAGAACUCCAGAUUUUACGAAAACGAGAAACGCAAAUCAGCCGAGAUAGCCAAACAGGUGUCCCAAUUGGUGGAAAAACGAAAAUCGAUCAGCCAAUCAGAUUUGUUGUUUGCAGCUCAAGAAGUGGAGCUUCAGAUGAUGUUGAUUGAAGCGCAGAGAGAUUUGAGUCACUUUGUGGUUCAUGUGGAUAUGGAUGCAUUUUAUGCUGCAGUCGAAGAGAGAGAUUGUCCUCAGCUGAAAACAGUCCCAUUGGGCGUCGGAAGUGAAUCAAUGCUGUCAACGUCUAACUACAUCGCGAGGCAGUACGGCGUACGGGCAGCCAUGCCUGGAUUCAUUGCGCGGAAACUCUGUCCGGAACUGAAUAUAGUGGCUCCUGAUUUCGACAAGUACAGAUCGGCUAGUAACCUAGUCCAAGAUGUGUUCAGAAGGUUCGAUCCCAAUUUCAGGAUGGUCAGUUUGGAUGAAGCGUAUCUUGAUUUGAGUGUCCACAUGAGUCAACGAGACACUUCAACAGAGGAAGAAAGAACAGUGGAGUAUGUUGAUCAGGAUUCUGGCGACAAGAUCUCGAAAAUUUUUGGACGGGAUGUUGAAUCUGCAGUUGAAGAAAUGCGAUUCAGAGUAUUCUGUGAAACAAAACUAACAUGCAGUGCUGGAAUAGCUGCGAAUUGUCUUUUGGCCAAAAUAUGCAGUGACAAAAACAAACCGAACGGACAAUUUUACCUAUCUAGCUCACGUGAUAAAAUUGUUGAUUUCAUGAAGACGUUACCAAUUCGAAGUGUGAACGGUAUCGGAAAAGUAACUGAAAGUUUGCUGAAUAGUCUCGGAGUUACAACGUGUGGCGAUCUCUAUAAGAAAAGAAAUGAGUUGUUUUUGAUGUUUUCGAAGUCGUCUUUCCAGUACUUUUUGAGGGUUUCGAUGGGCAUUGGGGCUGUGCCUGAUCCUGACGAUACCAAGGAAGAAAGAAAAAGCAUGAGUUGCGAACGAACGUUUCAGCGACUGUCAAGCAAAGAAGAUCUGAAGUCGGUGAUCAAAAGUCUCAGCCAAGAACUCAGUCAAGAUUUGACAAAAGAGAAACUCUACGGUCUGAAUUUGACCUUGAAGGUGAAAUUGACAUCAUUUGUUGUCAAAACCAGAGCUAUCAUGUUGCCAUAUGCCUUACAUGACGAGGAAAACUUGUACAUCUAUGGAUGUAAAAUUCUGGAUCGCUUUUUGAAAGAUCUAAAUGAUAAGAAGUUUGGAGUUCGACUUGUGGGUUUAAGAAUGGCUAAGUUUGCGAAGAAAGGAACUGUGUCAAAUUCGAAAAAAGCUGUUGCGAACAACUGCUUAAUUGAUAAGUUGGUUGCGAAUUCAAAAUCAGUUUCAGCUAAAUCGACAUCAAAACAAGCUGAAGUUUUAGGAAACAGAUACGCUGAAGAUAUUACAUCGUGUGAUCAGAUAUUAAGUUCUGUCGUGGGUGAAAAAGAUAUAGUUGGUGGCACAGAAGCUGCGAGUUGUUCUAAAGAUACCUCAGCAGACAAUCCGUUAGAUUCUUCGCUUUGUCUUUUCGAUGAUGACGAAGAUGAACUCGAAAAUAGCAAUAAAAUCACACUUCCAACAAUUGUUGAAGAAUCGCCAAAGUUAGUUCGAGGUGUUUGUGCUGAAAUACAACCGCAAAUGGAGGAGCAAAAUGAAUUCAAUUUUGUGCAUGAAAUGAACUCUGAUGAACUGACCAGAAAACAAUGUAUUAACAAAGGUCAGAAAGGACCUGUUAUAGGUCAUGUUAUAAGAAGUAAUUCUACUACUACUGAUAUUUCACCUCAGACAAGCUCCAAACCGAAAAACUAUUUGGAGACCAAUUCAGCUGCAGAAGAUUUAAAUGAAGAUUUACUUGUCGAGGAAACAUUUUGUCCAAUUUGUGGCCAACUUGUUUCAGCGAAUGAGGAUAUAAAUGCGCAUGUAGAUAACUGUUUAGCAAUUAUGGAAGUUCGAAAUGUUCUAAAAGAGCAAUCUGGCCAUUCAAACGCAAAAACUGGAAACUUUGCCAGUCCAGAAGUCGGAAGCCGUCAGCAGUCAAAAAAGAGAACAAGGAAUGAAGCAACAAAAGCGCAGAGAUCUCCGAAUUCAAGUAAUGUCGGUAAAAAACGAAAAAAUGUGGUGGAAAAACGAAGUCGAAAUACGGCCAAUAAAUCAGAUUCUCAAGCUAGUUUGAGUACCUUUUUGCGUCGUAAAUGACCUGAAUUGAAAUGAAUUUGUUUUGUUUUGUUUGAUUUGAUUGCUUGAAUAAAGUUAG